AUGUCAAUGCAGAAAUCAAAUAACAACCCUGUUUUGGUAUAUAACUCGCUACUGGCGCGUCGCCCGUUGCUCACCAAAAUAGCAACCGGGGCAAUUCUCAGCGCGCUCAGCGAGCUGAUAAGUCAAUGCACCACUACCAGCACAAGGAAAACCGACGAAAAGCACACCACAGGCUUACAAGGGAUCAAAGCGUUCUUGCAGAAACCAAAAUAUCGUAAACUGCUGGCAAUGCUUUUGUACGGCGGCAUCGUGAACGCUCCCAUCAACCAUUUCUUCUACCAGUGGCUCACUUUGUUCACCAGUAGACGCGUAGCACCCAAAUGGAGACGUCUUGCACAACUUUGCGGGUCUUGGUUUGUCAUCAGCCCCGUCCAGGUUUUUGGGCUGCUCACUGCGCUCACGUUGGUGAAUUUAGAGCCCGGAGAGACCCGUGGUGGUCUCGUGAAGGAGAAAGUUAAAGCUGUCCGGAAUAGUUUGCAUACUCGUUACGGUCCCAUGCUCACCAGCAGUAUUUUGAGCUCUACUGUGUUUGUUUCCGUAGCACAGCAGUUUAUCGCACCCGAGAAAUGGUCAGUUUUCUUUAGCUUUGCAUACGCUAUGCUUAACACAGGGCAAAACAUAUACAUGAAGAUGUCAUAG
This is a messenger RNA of Lachancea sp. 'fantastica', 639 nucleotides long. NCBI's taxonomy places the organism in Eukaryota, Fungi, Ascomycota, Saccharomycetes, Saccharomycetales, Saccharomycetaceae. The record is from the annotation of a GenBank genome assembly.